Molecule: messenger RNA, 813 nt
Organism: Sipha flava (yellow sugarcane aphid)
Lineage: Eukaryota; Metazoa; Arthropoda; Insecta; Hemiptera; Aphididae
Product: protein cornichon-like
Exons: 5
Coding region: 338-769 (143 amino acids)
Biological process (GO): endoplasmic reticulum to Golgi vesicle-mediated transport
Cellular component (GO): endoplasmic reticulum membrane; COPII-coated ER to Golgi transport vesicle
Source: RefSeq, a predicted model, not a curated record
CGGUUGUUAUCACGAAUACGCCCGUGCGACUCGAUCGCAAAAUUUGUUUACAAAUUUGAUUACAAAAUUUGUUUUUGUGGUAUUUUUCCUACGUUUGCGCGACCGUCUCUUGUGCAGGUUUCGGUCGGUACUCGACACCGGCAGCUAAGUCGCCUUUUGGACUCUUGAGGUUAGUCGACGAUCGACGGACACGCGUUUGAAUGAUGCACACCGUUGUCGGUUUUCCAACGUGCUGAAAACAAUAAUGGUGUUCACCUUCAAGAUUACCUGAUCUCGUUUCGGUUAGGUUAACUAGUGUCACCGUUCUCGACUGAGUUUUUACAAACGAACCACCAUCAUGUCUUUCAGCUUCUUGGCAUUUACUUAUAUUGUGGCCAUGAUAUCGGACGCUUUCUUGAUAUUUUUUUCAAUAUUUCAUGUCAUUGCAUUUGAUGAAUUAAAAACUGACGGCAAAAAUCCCAUUGAUCAAUGUAACAGUCUAAAUCCUUUAGUGAUUCCAGAGUAUCUACUACACUUCUUCUUCAAUGUUUUAUUUUUGUUUGGGGGCCAAUGGAUUUCUCUUGCUAUCAAUGUACCUUUGAUGGCCUAUCAUAUCACAAAGUAUCGAAAUAGAUCCGUACAUGGAUUUGGCUUGUAUGAUCCAACAAGUAUUAUGAAUGCUGACAAAUUGAAUAAAUAUCAACGUGAAGGUUGGAUAAAGCUGGCAUUUUAUUUGUUUUCAUUUUUCUACUAUUUAUAUGGAAUGAUACGAUCAUUGAUAACGGUUUAAAGCAGUGAUGUUUGAACAAAUAAAUGAACAAAAGUAUCUUUCAU